AUGUCAUCGUCAUGGUGGAUGCGGCGGCGGAUGUGGUGCCGGAAGAGACCGCGUGGGCGUCAUGGAGCAGAGGGGCGGGCUUCCACUGACGAGCCUAUUAGAGAUCUGGAGCUAGAAGAAGAUGAAGAAGUGGAUCAGAUGGGGGUCGUCGGCGGUGACUCGUCGGCCUACCUUGUGGCAUGCAACUCCGACUGGGCUUUCUCUUCCCAGCCCUGCCGCGUGUACAAGAUGGUGGACUCAGGGUCGGACGCUCCCUCGCCGGGGAAGCGCCCGAAUCGGCUUGGCCGUGUGAAGCGCCUCAAGCCGCUUGGCCAUGUGAAGACCACCGUCGCGGCGGGCAAGGUGUUCAUCCCCGUGCGGUCAAGGUCCUGGAUCGUCGGCGUCGGGGGUGAUAAGGCCGACACGGUCAUCUUGGACACCAAGACGGAGGAGGUCAUCCAGGGGCCCAAUCCCAAAUCCGCUAAAUGGUGCCCAGUUCUGACCACCGUGGGGGAUAAGGUUUAUGCCAUGUCUAAGAACCCAUCCUGGAUUUCAGACCCUGAUUUUCCACCCUGGUUCGAGGUACUCGAUCUCUCCAAUGCAUCGGUCGUCGCCACUGACGCCGGCAACGCCCACCUCGAGGGUUGCUCCUGGAAGGAGCUGCCGCAUCCACCAUUCUUCCCGUGGGAGCUCACCCCUUUCAGAUACACGAUGCUUCCCCUUGUAAUUACCGUGUCCUAUGUGGUGGUCGGCCUCUACAUAUUGCUAUCCUUCAAUCAACCAGACUGGGGCACAUGGGCAUUUGACACCAGCUCAGACAAGUGGCACAAGGUCGAUGACAAGAGGCUACCCUUUGUUGGCCGUGCCACACACCAUGCUGGCUCUAUCUUCCUUGGCGUGUCGUCUCACAAGAAGAACGGGCCCAUCACUGCGUACCGCAUCCAUGUUGAAAAGGACCAUGCUCAUCUUAAGUUAUCCAUCACCGUGCUGCCGGUAAAAUAUUUGGAAGAUGAAGUUGUUGAUGAUGCAGGGUCCUGCUUCUCUUGCUUGGGCAGUGCACACUUUUGCUCAGUGAGUCCUUCAGUUGACAGCCACGGCUACACUCAUGAACCCCAAUACAGCGGCUUGAAUGUAAUCUUGAAGACCUAUCAAAUAGAGGACCCUUCACUCCUAGAGACUUCAGAGGAAACAGUAAGUGGAUUGCAAUCUCCAACCAAUCGAAGCAGGUCUUAAAGAUUUCCACUUCAAACCAUGGGUUCACUCCCUUGGCCUUCACUCUUUUAUCCGUUUAAGAUUACACUGACUGCGUGUGUUGGAGAGGCAUAGUAUGUUUGUAUUUUGGGACUUCAAGCAUGCAUCUCUGUUUGUCUGGUAAAGCCUGGCUGCACUUUCUUGGUUUUCUGGGAGAGCAAUCAAGUCUAAUCUGUAUCUGAAUGCUAAACCAAAUACUCCUCCAGUAUGCUUUGAUCGUUGGGUUAUUGUAGCUGCUGAUGAAAGCAGAUUGAACUACGUUUGCAAUGGAUCAUUUAUUGUUUUCUUAGUCUGAGUAUGGGGUUCAUUUG
Lolium rigidum is the source of this 1541-nucleotide messenger RNA. RefSeq lists its product as uncharacterized. The record is from RefSeq and is a predicted model, not a curated record. The coding region runs from base 1 to 1212 and encodes 403 amino acids. Lineage: Eukaryota; Viridiplantae; Streptophyta; Magnoliopsida; Poales; Poaceae. The transcript is spliced from 2 exons.